Messenger RNA from Pochonia chlamydosporia 170, 1917 nucleotides. RefSeq names its product transcription factor Zn, C2H2 / Cys6. Gene Ontology annotation, cellular component: chromatin. The coding region runs from base 1 to 1917 and encodes 638 amino acids. The record is from RefSeq and is a predicted model, not a curated record. Gene Ontology annotation, molecular function: DNA-binding transcription factor activity, RNA polymerase II-specific; zinc ion binding; RNA polymerase II cis-regulatory region sequence-specific DNA binding. The transcript is spliced from 5 exons. Gene Ontology annotation, biological process: regulation of transcription by RNA polymerase II; DNA-templated transcription. NCBI's taxonomy places the organism in Eukaryota, Fungi, Ascomycota, Sordariomycetes, Hypocreales, Clavicipitaceae.
AUGCCGCUCUGCAUGAUAGUGCAACCGCAUCACACGAGCCCCAGGGGUGUGUCUUGCACGUAUCACCGGGGGAACCCUGCUGCGGGACGGGACGAAGCCGUAGAUGACACUGCUCAAGCUGAACCACUUCCCCUUUUAUUGAGUGAUGGCGAUUCCAAUGCAUCAUUAGGCUCGAGUUCUCCCGAGUUGUUGACAUUAGAAGCUCCUGCUUUGCUUCAAAUAGAAGAUUCGGAGAAUCAUGAUGCGGAUGAACAACUCGCCUUUGACAAGACAACAGCUCUGAACAUUCUGUACAGAGUUCUCACAAAACAAACCCCUGGUUCUCCUUCUGAACCUCAGGCAAUACCGCGGUUAUGGUUGACAGCGAGAAUAGAGUCUUAUUUGGCGACAUUUCACCCACGAUGGCCGGUUCUUCACGCGCCAGUCAUCAACGAGACCACAGACUCCAUUCAGGUCCUUUCAACGAUUGUGAUGGCUGACUUGUGGCUCAACGGGGAUGUCAAGUUGAAAGACCAGAUUUUAAGGAUUCACGAGAACCUUGUCCGACAACUAUACAGGGAAUUGAAUGACGCCGACUUGGAUCCCACGCGCCCAUGGCCAGUAGACCUGUAUCAAGUCUCCCUUCUUAACGUCAUCUUCGCUUUUGAAACAGGAAGAGACAGCGUCAUUAGACAAUCCCGCAUGUUGUUCAGCGUGCUAGUUACAUCCUUACGAAUGAAUGGUUGCUUCCAAAGCUCCGCCAUUGAGUCUCAACGCCUCGCACACCACCCCGGAGACUUUCGUCCCUGGGUUUUCGGAACACUCGAGCGCUGGAAAAGGAUAGCCACCUGCGCAUUCAAAGUAGAUUCCUACCUAUCCCUGUUGUACAAUCAACCGCCGCUGCUUCGACGCGACGAGUUAGAGCUAGGCUUAACAUCAACGUUUGCCAUGUGGAACUCACACGGCAUCAUGAUAUUCUUUGACCGCAGCCGCAGCGAGCCAUGGUCACGCAACAACUACCAAAUGUCCCAACUGGACGUGAGGAGACCCGAUCAAGUACCUUCGGGCAUGCUACCAGAGGACAUCCAGCUAUGCCUGCUGGGCAUGUGGAACGACAUCCGGUCGCUCAAAAAGGACACGGCACUGAACCGCGAUAUUGCGGCGUUAAAAAAGGCAGACCUAUCCCAACAGCUGUAUCUUGCACUGGAACAAUUGGAAGCAAUUGUCACUGAGUCAAGAAAGCCCCUCGUCGUAGGAGGCUACACAGCGACCAUUCUCAAAAGCUAUCUCGGCAGUGAAGCAUCUCGGGGUCCCAACUGGAGAAAAGACGUUACAAGUCGUCUAGACUCAUGUAUUUCAAAUAUCAGGCCGCUCCUCCUGCUCCUCACGAUCCAUCUCCACGCUGAUAUUCCCACACUGCGAGACGUGUACCUCUCCCCCGCCCCUCUACAGAUGCAACCCACAGCUGCCUCGCAGCUAUGGCAGCAGAAUGUGCUCAAAAUACAAGAAUGGACGUUAUCAUCAGACGGGAGGACAGCGGUCGUUGCAUCACUACAAACGUGGUUUGCCUACGAGUCGUCCUUGCUAAUCAAUCCCACGCAGUCGGCACACGCGUUCGAUCCAGUCGUUUACUUGGCGUUGUCGGCGGCCGCCACUGUGCUCUGGGCAUGGACAAUGAACGACGUGGAAGUAUGUGUGUGCCAUCCUUCCACGCCAAAGGCCGAUGUUACUGGCAGCGGUAUGCAUUUACAGCCGGAUGUGCAGAACUGGAUUCGUGGUGGCGGAGGUGGUAUUUCUUUCUUGGGUCAGCCGGUGUGUAAGUGUACGGUUGCUACGCGUAUUGCUGACUGGACUGAGGCUUUGGCAAAGGCUGGGAGGACGUGGGAAGUUGCUGCUACGGAUGCCAAUUUGUUUCGGUGCUCCUGGCUGGGGACGUAG